Molecule: messenger RNA, 1286 nt
Organism: Zychaea mexicana
Lineage: Eukaryota; Fungi; Mucoromycota; Mucoromycetes; Mucorales; Lichtheimiaceae
Product: 40S ribosomal protein S3
Exons: 4
Coding region: 464-1195 (243 amino acids)
Biological process (GO): translation
Cellular component (GO): nucleus; cytosolic small ribosomal subunit
Molecular function (GO): structural constituent of ribosome; RNA binding
Source: RefSeq, a predicted model, not a curated record
AGCCUCACUCCACAACCUCAUUAGGUGCACUGUCAAUAAGAGUUGUGUGUAGGAGCCAACCUAUGGCCAAAAAGUCAACGAAGUCUUCUUCUUUAUAUAGGUUUGAAUAAAUAAAUAUAUCCACACAGAUGCAACGGAAACAUGUAUAAUAAAGCAGGUUAUUUGUUGUAUACAUGUGGACUUAUGAAUGGCUGAAUGCUGCAUCAAGAAAAUCAUUAAACGAAAUCAAGGGUCGCAUCUCACGAAAACAAAAAAAUAUGUAGACAAAGAAACCCCGUGCCAUUCUUCUUAAUCAACAGGUCAUCGUGGAGCACUUGAUACAACGUUGAAACUACUCCAAGACCACGACUGGGACGGGAAGAGGUUAACGAUGCCACUGCAUUUGUCGGCAAAGAAAAAGUCCGAUGGCUGAGAGCGCACAAAACCAACGUGUCCGCAAUAUAGAUCGGCCUCUUUCCACAACAUGGCUGCCCAAAUCUCCAAGAAGAGAAAAGUAGUCGCUGACGGUGUCUUCUAUGCUGAAUUGAACGAAUUCUUGACCCGCGAGUUGGCCGAAGAUGGCUACGCCGGUGUCGAAGUUCGCAACACCCCCGCACGUACUGAAAUCAUUAUCCGUGCUACCCACACCCAAAACGUUCUUGGUGAGAAGGGCCGCCGUAUCCGCGAAUUGACCACUCUUGUCCAGAAGCGUUUCCGUUUCUCUGAGAACGCUGUUGAAUUGUACGCCGAACGUGUCCAGAACCGUGGUCUGUGUGCCAUUGCCCAGGCCGAGUCUGUCAAAUACAAGUUGUUGAACGGUCUUGCCGUCCGUCGUGCCUGCUAUGGUGUCGUCCGCUUCGUCAUGGAGUCUGGCGCCAAGGGUUGUGAGGUCGUUGUCUCUGGUAAGCUCCGUGCUGCCCGUGCUAAGGCCAUGAAGUUCGGUGAUGGUUUCAUGAUUCACUCUGGUCAGCCUACCCGCGACUUCAUCGUCACUGCUGUCCGCCACGUCUUGUUGCGCCAGGGUGUCCUCGGUAUCAAGGUCAAGAUCAUGUUGGAUAGCGAUCCUUCUGGUCGCCAGGGCCCCAAGAACCCCUUGCCUGAUGUUAUCACCAUCCUCGAGCCCAAGGAUGAGUCCUACAUCGAGGAACCCGUCAGCCAGGAUUUCGGCAGACCCGCAGAACCCGUUGCUGAAGCACCCGCUGUGGAAGCUCAGUAACCUGCAUUAUUUCAAAUGAAAUAAAUCAAAACAAAAUUCAUGUACAUUUUACUCAAUUUGUGAUCGAGCAUCUGAUGUUUUCAUGGGGGUG